Hyaloscypha bicolor E is the source of this 825-nucleotide messenger RNA. RefSeq lists its product as uncharacterized. The coding region runs from base 1 to 825 and encodes 274 amino acids. The record is from RefSeq and is a predicted model, not a curated record. The transcript has 3 exons. Lineage: Eukaryota; Fungi; Ascomycota; Leotiomycetes; Helotiales; Hyaloscyphaceae.
AUGGCCAGGCUCGGAUUACCCCAUUUGCAGCGGAGAUGGAAGUGGCCAAAGGUGCUCAUCGCCUUGAUGGUGAUUGAGCUCGCAGGAACGGUGCCGGCAUUGGCUCUCUUCGGCAUAGCAUCUCCUAAUCUAUACCGCACGAAGCUGUGGGGGAUAGGGAGCGACAACGGCUUCAAUUCGAGUCCUUUACAAGUCCUAUACGCCUACGCAAACUACCGUCCUAUACCGAAGAUCCCCUUCGUAUGGUCACAAUCAUUAACAGACUUCAACGUCGCGGUCUCCGUGCUCUCCAUGUUCGUACUGCUCGUAAAAUCCGCGAUGUUCAUCCUCCACAUCUGGUAUCCAAUCCUCAGCACGCUCGCCAACCUGCCAAUCGUCGUCUUGUGGGCAGUCUCCGUGUACGGCCAAAUGGGACCCGAUCACUCUGAUCCAAAGCAUCCCUCGAACAUAGCAUGGUAUCUCACGAAGAGCUGUUCGUAUGCAAGGCCGUCUGGGAAUUAUGGGUAUUGCCUGCAAGCAAAGGGAUCAUUCGCCGUGGCUGUGGUUAUGUUAACAAUAUUCUUCUUCAACCUCCUCCUCGGAAUCUGGUCUCUAAUCCCCACCGCCUCCCAGCGCGCAGCGUCAAAAAUCGGAAUCGAUGACAUGCAAACCAAGCACUCCCCGCUCUCCGACAACUCAGACCGUGAAUGGGAGAUGAAGCGUGUUCUGCCAACAACAAACGCCACUCCUGCACAACCGUAUACCCCAAGGACGUUAGCGUUCAAUACGCUGGAUAGGCAGUUACCGUUGAGGGCUGGGGAGGAGGGAAAGAGCCGAUGGCGCUGA